GUUUCCCUCCUUAUCAUGAUAUACCUCAUGAUGAAUUCUUAGCAAUGAAAAUUUGUAAUGGGUUGAGGCCAAAAUCUAAUUAUAAAAUACCUCAAUUAAUUCUUGACAUUAUUAAUCAAUGUUGGGACGCAGACCCAUUAAAACGACCUAAAGCAUAUGAAUUAGAAGAUUUAUUUACUAUAUUGUGGUCUGCUUGCGAUAGUUCUGAUUCUUUAAUCAGUGAGCAAGCUAAAGAAGCAGAUGAAAUUAACAAAAAGUCAUCUUCAACAGAUCAGUCAACAUUAUUAUCUACUAGUACACUCUCAUAUAUAACACAUCCUCAAGCAGUUUACACAAGUAGACUUUUAGAUUAUAAAAAUCUUCCAGAACCAAAAAAUUCUAACAAUGAUGAUUCAGAAUAUUCAGAUUCCUUAAGAAUGGAUUUUACUAAACUUGAUAUUAAUUCUAAAGGUAAUUACUUUUGCAUGUGA
Molecule: messenger RNA, 470 nt
Organism: Rhizophagus irregularis DAOM 181602=DAOM 197198
Lineage: Eukaryota; Fungi; Glomeromycota; Glomeromycetes; Glomerales; Glomeraceae
Source: RefSeq, a predicted model, not a curated record